AUGAAUGUCGUUAAACUGAAUGGUGUGAAAGUUUAUAAUUUAACUUCAGAAAGAUCUCUUCCUGAAUGGGCUUCGAGAUCUGAGAAAAAGAAAAUGCUCAAGAAGGAUCCAGGCGCUGAUACCCACAUAGAACUUAUUCAUGAGCUUGAGAUGCCGGAUGCUUCGACAUACAUAACGUGCUCUCCAGAUCAGAAAUAUUUGUUUGUGCUGGGCCGUUACAAACCUCGUGUUCGAUGUUAUGAAUUGAAGAACCUUUCAAUGAAGUUUGAUCGCUGUGUUGACUAUUUGCCCUUUCGAAUGGCUUGUCUCAGCGAUGAUUAUUCUAAAUUUGCUCUGUUGGAAGAGGAGCGCUGGAUCGAUAUCCACGCUGCUGGUGGUCAUCACUUCCGCUUUCGUGUUCCUAAAGCUGGUGUCGACAUUCAUUACACUCCAUCCAACUGCCAUCUUCUCAUACCUUCUACGGGCAAUGCUGUUUACAGAAUGGACUUGUGUGAAGGCAGAUUUGCAGCACCUCUUACUUCUUCUUCUUUAGUUGAAUCAGAUAGCUUCAAUGCUAGCUGCUUCAUGGAGGAAUUGGAUGUUCUGUUGGCUGGUACCACACGGGGCUCAGUUCAGGGUUGGGAUUUACGGUCUGGCGACUGGACCUUUAAUCUCGAUGUUUGGGCCUCUUCCUCACGUCCUGCAGAGUUGAAUAAGUCGGCACGCUUUGCGUGCACUACUCUUACUCACAAAGACGCCCUCAAUUUCGCUGUCGGUACAUCAGAAGGCCUUGUACAUAUUUAUGACGUUCGGCAAACCGCUAGUCCCUGGCACACCCGGGACACUGAGUAUCGAAAAUCUGUCAAAACUGUAAAUUUCCAUGAUGAUAAGGUCCUCGCCUUGGUCGCCAACUGUCUCAAGAUUUGGAAUAUUGAUACGGGGAACAUGUUUGUGGGUUUUGAAACUGGUCCUAUUGAGGUUAAUUGGAUGCACCAUUUCCCUGGCAGUGGUCUCAUCAUGCUUGCAAAUGAAGCUCCCAAGGUGUCUCGUUAUUUCAUUCCUUUGCUUGGUGAGGCACCUUACUGGUGUAGUUACCUCGAUCAGACUAUUACAGAGUUUGAACCGGAUGUUACAACUAUGUACGAUGGAUACAAGUUCCUAACUCGUCAGCAAUUGCUCCAAUACGGUAUGAUGGAUUUGAUUGGUACGAGGUUUCUUCGAGCCUACAUGCAUGGAUACUUUGUUUCAAACCAACUAUUCAUGAAGAUUAAGGAGAAAAUUUCAUCUGCCAUCGCUUCCACUAAAACAACCUCUCCGAUAGUUAAAAACGUGCAGAUCGCUUCCACUAAGGCAGAAAAAGAAGCCAUUACUGCAGCGGAGAUGGAUGAAGCGGCUUGUGAUAAGCGAUUUACCAAAUUGAAACUAUCCAAGAUGACAUGUGAUAUUGCCAAUUCUGAGUCGGACCUCAUUCGAAUUCACCAAGCACGUUUGGAGAAGAAGCGACAGAGAAAGGAACUACGCAAGAUUCGAGCUGCUCGUGCGGAUGCCCUUAUGAAUCGGGGAAGACGACGAGGUUUUUCCUACGGUGGUUUGGCUAAUCUCAAAGAAAGUGUCAGAAGAAGACUGUGUGAUCUCACUGCAGUGCCUUAUGUUCCAGAUCCCAAAGUGGAGGUUUCACGGUUGGUCCCUAUUAAGUACCCCGAAAUCGAUAUUCCCUCAGCUCUUACCCGUCCAUCCAAUUCGUCCACUGUCACAACUUCAGAUAAAAAAUGCAAGGAAACUGAAUUCCAUCGUCAAGUGUUUGAAACUCAGGCCAUUGUCGAGUAUGCCUUUCAACGUGGUAGAGAUGGGCUGUACAUGGCUAGUUCAAAAGACGUUACCUCUUCAGCGAGAAUAGGUUCUAAGUUUAGUACAUCGUCAGAAACCGAACAUGCAUCGGCUGCUAAACUCCUCUUGAAAAGGAAGGAGGUUGAAUUCUGGGAUUCCGGGAUACUCGGCCUUUGUUCCGCACCUGAUGAAUGGUUCCCAGCAGGUAUUACGACAAGAAGAAAGAGGAAAGCUCUGGAUGUUGAGCAGAGCUCAACAGGCGCUAAACGAGUGCGGUUUGAAGAAUCCACAGAACUUACGGGCUCUGAUCUUAACAACUUUCCAGAUUCGGUAUUACUCACACUUGAGGAUGCUGUUAAAGACGACACUACCUCCACGCAGCUUCUUGAUACAGCAGACGAUACUCUUGAUCCCGAAUCAGAAGUAAAAAAUCCAGCAGAGGAAGGCGAGGAUUCUGAGGAUGAGAGAUGGAAUGGCGAUCCGCCUGACCCAGAGGAUGAAGAUGGCGAUGAUUACAUGGAAACAUACUUUGACAACGGGGAAAAUGACAUUGAUGAUUUCAAUCUCCAAAUGAAUGGAGAUAUGGAUGGAGAUGAUUUGGAUGGAAUCUAUGAUUAG
Messenger RNA from Rodentolepis nana, 2424 nucleotides. The record is from the annotation of a GenBank genome assembly. Lineage: Eukaryota; Metazoa; Platyhelminthes; Cestoda; Cyclophyllidea; Hymenolepididae.